Messenger RNA from Heteronotia binoei (common prickly gecko), 1948 nucleotides. It is a transcript of the gene TRIM62, whose product is annotated as tripartite motif containing 62. The record is from RefSeq and is a predicted model, not a curated record. The coding region runs from base 17 to 1453 and encodes 478 amino acids. Gene Ontology annotation, molecular function: protein binding. Gene Ontology annotation, biological process: innate immune response; positive regulation of canonical NF-kappaB signal transduction. NCBI's taxonomy places the organism in Eukaryota, Metazoa, Chordata, Lepidosauria, Squamata, Gekkonidae. The transcript has 5 exons.
GAGGUGGGGGGGGGCGAUGGCGUCGUCGUGCAGCCUGAAGGACGAGCUGCUGUGCUCCAUCUGCCUGAGCAUCUACCAGGACCCGGUGAGCUUCGGCUGCGAGCACUACUUCUGCCGCCGCUGCAUCACGGAGCACUGGAGCCGCCAGGAGGCGCCGGCGCGGGACUGCCCCGAGUGCCGGCGCACCUUCGCCGAGCCCGCGCUGGCGCCCAGCCUCAAGCUGGCCAACAUCGUCGAGCGCUACGCCGCCUUCCCCCUCGACGCCAUCCUGAGCGCGCAGCGCGGCGCCUUCCCGGCCUGCGCCAAGGAGCACGCCAAGGUCAAGCUCUUCUGCCUCUCCGAGCGCGCCGUCGUCUGCUUCUUCUGCGACGAGCCCGCCCUGCACGAGCAGCACCAGGUCACCAGCCUCGACGACGCCUUCGACGAGCUCCAGCGGGAGCUCAAGGAGCAGCUGCAGACGCUGCAGGACAGCGAGCGCGGCCACACCGAGGCCUUGGCCCUCCUCAAGCGCCAGCUGGCCGAGACCAAGUCCUCUGCCAAGAGCUUGCGCACCACCAUUGGGGAGGCCUUUGAGCGGCUGCACCGGCUGCUGCGGGAGCGGCAGAAGGCCAUGCUAGAGGAGCUGGAGGCCGACACCGCCCGGACCCUGACCGACAUCGAGCAGAAGAUCCAGCGCUACAGCCAGCAGCUGCGCAAGGUGCAGGAGGGCAGCCAGAUCCUCCAGGAGAGGCUGGCUGAGGCCGACAAGCACGCCUUCCUGGCAGGCAUCGGCUCCCUUUCCGAGAGGCUGAAGGGCAAGAUCCAUGAAACGAACCUCACAUACGAAGACUUCCCCACCUCCAAGUACAUGGGGCCGCUGCAGUACACCAUCUGGAAGUCUCUCUUCCAGGACAUCCACCCAGUGCCCGCCGCCCUCACCCUGGACCCUGCCACGGCUCACCACCGCCUCAUCCUGUCCGACGACUGCACCAUCGUGGCCUACGGCAACCUGCACCCUCAGCCCCUGCAGGACUCUCCCAAGCGCUUUGACGUGGAGGUGUCCGUGCUGGGCUCGGAGGCCUUCGGCAGCGGCGUCCAUUACUGGGAGGUGGUGGUCUCGGAGAAGACCCAGUGGAUGAUCGGCCUGGCGCACGAGGCGGUCACCCGCAGGGGCAGCAUCCAGAUCCAGCCCAGCCGCGGCUUCUACUGCAUCGUGAUGCACGACGGCAACCAGUACAGCGCCUGCACGGAUCCCUGGACGCGGCUGAACGUGAAGAGCAAGCUGGAGAAGGUGGGCGUCUUCCUGGACUUUGAGAAGGGGCUGCUGAUCUUCUACAACGCGGACGACAUGUCGUGGCUCUACACCUUUCGCGAGAGGUUUCCCGGCAAGCUUUGCUCCUACUUCAGCCCCGGGCAGAGCCACGCCAACGGCAAAAACGUGCAGCCGCUUCGAAUCAACACUGUCCGGAUCUGAGGGCCCCUGUUCCCCCCGGAAGGGGAGGGGCGGUGCUUGUGUGGGCCAGGUGGCCUGGCUCGACUGCCUGGAGCAGCUGGGGGGGAGGAGGGCUGGAGGCAGAGGGCUCCUUGUGAGUCAGCCCUUGAGGCAGGGAGAGCUUGAUGGGGUGCUAGGGAACAGCCAGGAGGGGGGCGCAGGGGGCUGAUGGGGCCAGUGGGGAGGGGCUUCUCCAGGGGACAAAGAGCAGCUUUGCGCAGCUUUCCAUGGCUGCUGGGGCUGCACAUCUGCAUGCAGUGAUGGCCCACUCUCCGCUCUGUUGGCACACCUGGGAAAUGGGCCCAUCGUCCUUCUUUCUCGCUGUUACAGAGACAGUGUGCAAAGUGAAUGCUCGCCUUCUUUCAUUUGGGUACACUGGUCGACUCUCAAUUUAAAAGGGUCUUUUUAAAUAAGAAAGUACGUCUUGUGGGUGGGGUGAGAGGAAACCAUGAAAUAAACUGGCAGUUGGGAUACCAA